CGCAGCGCAUACGCAUGUUUAGGCCGGCUGAAACUCGCGCGAUGUUCCCCUUAUAUAUUUUACAACGGGUUGACUGCCGGUAGCAGUGUGCUGCCUUUCUACCAGCAGCUGUGACAUAUCAAACCUGGACAUAUCUUGUUUGAACGUGGCUCCGGUCCAAGGAGACCAGCAAGAGCAUGUGCGCACACAACUUUGCAACCGACUGCGCAUAGUUUGCUCUGACGUUCCAAUUCAUAGCAACUUAUAUCUGAGCAUGUUAACAGCUAAUCAGGAGCACAGAGGAAGGCGAGCUCGCCAGUUUGUCUAGUGGAAAAACCUGCGCACGGCAGCCCGGCUGUGCUGUAAUCUGGGAAGAUGUUGAAGUUUAAGAUGCAGCAGGGCCGGGAUGGCAGAAGUGGACACCUUGGCGCCAGCUUUUCGUCCGCCGCGUCCGGCACGAACCGCAACGGAAGCGCGGGGGCGGACAUGGAGGACGGCUUCGUUAUUCGCGGCGUGCACAAGGGCGAUUCAAUCGACAAGCACGCGGGGCAGCCACGAACGCCCUCGUUUGCAGCAGAUGCCCCCGCGCCCGUGUACCGGCACCGCCCCCGGCCUUCCCACAUCACCAAGGAGACGCUCGAAGCGAAGCAGCGGGCCGAAGUCAAACGCACACAGGCAGCCAACAAGUUCAGGACCGCAGCCCAGCUCGCCCGGCUUGCGGCGCACAGCAAGCUAGCGGGUCAGCGCGGCCUGGGCACGUCCGUGGCAAACCAGGUCGUAGCUAAGAAAUGGAAAGAGGUCGGCAACCUGCUGAAAAAGACGGCGGGCGGCGUGUCCCGCAUCCGCGCCCUGGUGGAGAAGGACAAGCGCAGCUACCUGGCCGCAGCCAAUGAGGCUCUGCGGCUGGCGGCGGUGGGUGUGCUGGACGUCAAGUUGACGGUGCGCAGCGAGAAGGAGCUCGAGCACCUGAGCUACCUGCGGCAGGGCGACGCCUCGCUGUACACCACGGAGGCUCUCAACGCGCGCAUGGCCGUGAAGGGCCAGACCGAGUUCCGCGAGGUGGUGCGCGAGUGGUGGAGGUGGCUGCCGCUGGUGACGCUGCCACUGGACCAGCGCAUCACGGACGACGAGAAGAUGAUGCCCACCGACAUGCGCGGCAUGACUAAGCCCGUGUACUGCGCCAUGGCCCAGAUCAUCCAGCGGGCGCUGCUGCCGCGGUUCGGGUUGAAGCCCAACCCCGCCUACGAGCCGGAGGAGGACUGGGCCUUUGACUGCAAGGGCCGCCGCUUCCUGCUGUUCCCUCAGCUGCUGCACGCGCUGUUCGAGCUGGCGGACAUGUGGUGCCCCACCACCGACGCCGCCGACUACGUCACCAUGCUGCGCGAGCUGCUGGACACGUGCAAGUCGCUGGAGACCCGGCACGGCCUGUUCUCCAAGCUCAUCCGCAAGUACCAGUGCAGGUACGGCGCCCGUGACGAGCACUCGCUGCCCAUCAGCGGCGGCUAUGUGUACGACUACAACCCGGCGGCGGGGCGGGCGGUGGGGCCGGGCGGCGCGCCGGCGGCGGCGGCGGCGGCGCCCGAGCCGCCGGACGAAGCCGACCAGGCGCUCAAGGCGGCGGCGGAGGACGAGGAGGACGCGGGCCACAAGGCCGCCACCAACUGGUGGGCCAAGAUCAUGGAGCGGAACAAGAUCUUCAUGGAGGCCAAGGCCGCGCGCCUCGCCGCCGAGGCCGCCGCCGCCCUGGCCGCCGGGCUCAAGGAGCCGCGGCUCGACCCCGACAAGAUCCACCUCUCCCCCAUCCACGAGGCCCUGCACUGGACCGCCUCCGGCCACACCAGCCCCAGCGCCACCGAGAGUGGCGCGCUGCCGCCCGCCGCCACCGAGUUCGGCGCCUCGGGCAUAAUGGAGCCGCUGGUGUUCGCCAACCUGCUGCCGCCGGCCGGCGUUGCGCUGCCGCCAGAGCUAGACAAGGACGCGGCGGCCGGCAGCGGGUUGGGCGGAGACGAGGAGCUGUUGGAGCGGGGCGGGCUGCGGGUGCAGUACAUGGGCAAGGGCGUGAAGGGGCAGAUCGGCGCGCCGCCGCCCGGCCCGCCGCCGCCGGUGGUGGCGCAGCUGCGCGACGCGCUCAAGAGUGCGCUGGUGGAGGUGGGCGCCAGUGCGGACGCGGGCGAGGCGGCGGCGGUGCUAACAGAGGACGGCACCAUCGCCUACAACCAGGUGGGCCCUCACACCAUGGUGGAGCUCAUCAACGUGCUGGUCACGGACAAAAAGAUGACCACUAGGAACAUCCGAAUGCUCAUGGGCAGCUUCCACUACGGCCAGCCCACGUUGCCCGCCGGCAGCACACCGGCCGCAGCCGCAGCCCCCGGCGGCCUAGACGCUGUGAGCGAGGAGCCGCCGCCCGUGACGGCGGCGGCGGUGAACGCCGCAGCGGCCGCGGCCGCGGCGGCGGCCGCCACAGGCCGCAGCCGCCUGGCCGUGUCGUCCACGGCAGCUGCAGGCGGCUCGCAACCCGUGUCUGCAUCCGGCGGCGCCGGGGCAGCCAGUGCCGCGCCUGACGCCGGCGCCGCCGGGCCGCUCGACGGCAAGCUGGAGCCGGACGCGGCGGCGGGCCCGGAGGGCGAGGCGCCGUCGACGCCGCCACGUGCGGCCACGCCUCCGCCUCCGCCGCCGCCGCCCGUGUACGCGGCGCGCCCGCGCACGCCGCGGCUUGACCCGGUGACCCUGGCGGCCAUCCGCGCGGCCCUGCAGGAGGCCGGCUUCAAGCCCGGCGAGCUGUCCGACCUCCUUAGCCCACACGGCAUGGGGCUGUCCAGCGACGUGCGCCCAGACACCAUCAGCCGAGUGGCGCAGGCGCUGGCCUCAUCGGGGUUCGACACGCACGCGCUGGUCGCGUUCCUUUUCCCGCGCGAGCCCUUGGCCAGCGGCGACGACCCGGACCCCGACCACCCCGGGCACCGCCACGGCCACCUGCGCCCGCUGAGUGCCGUGCAGCUAGAGGCGAUGAGGCUGGCGCUGGAGAAGGCGGGCGUGGACUCGGCGCAGGUGGAGCUGGUGCGGUCCUGGGGCGCCGACAUCCGGGCGGUGCAGGCCGUGGCUGCGGCGCUUGAGGCCGCGGGCUUCACGCCACUGGAGGUGCACCGCUUCAUCGCGCCCGCCGCCUCCACCGCGCUCAUCGACGCGCUGUCCCGCGGCGGCAUCAAGGCGGGCGCCGCGGCGGCGCUGGUCAAGAGCGACGGCAGCGGGCUAGCCAUGGAGCUGGAGCCCAAGGACCUGGCGGACGCGGCUGACGCCAUGGCCAUGGCCGGCUUCAGUGCGCACCAGAUGGUCCGGGUCAUCGGCAGCGACGCCGCCGCCGUGCCGCCGCUGGAGCCGGCCGGCAUGGCCGCCUGCCGCGACGCGCUGCUGGCCGAGGGCUUCACGGGCGAGGAGCUGGAGGGGGUGGUGCUCACGGCGGACGGCAGCGCGCUGCAGGAGGGCGUGGGCGCGGUCACGCUUGCCCGAGUGGUGGGCGCCCUGGCCCGCGGCGGCCUGACCUCCGACGCCAUCCGCCGCUUCCUGCGCUACGACAUGGCGCGCGCCGCCAGCUCCGGACUCAGCCAGGCCGCCAUCAGCGCCAUGAACAGCGCCAUAGAGGCGGCCGGGCUCAAUGGCUCGCCCAACCGCUUCAUCGUGCCGCAGCAGGGCGUGGUGCCCAUGAUGCCCGGCGGCGCAGCGGUGGCGCCGGAGGCGUCCGCAGGACUGGUGGCGCAGGUCGGCGGCGCGCUUGUGGAGGCCAUGUUCACGCCAGCCCAGAUCCGCGCCUUCCUCAUGCCCGACGUUGACGACGACGAGGAGGGGCCGCAGGGCCCCGGCGGCGCCUCCGCCGGCAACGCCGCUAAUGCCAGCAGCCCGCUGGCGCCGCGUCGCAGCGUCACCAGCGGCGCGGCGCGGCGGCGGCUGUUCCUGUCGGCGCGCGACGUGGUGGUGUUCCGGGCGGUGCUCAUGGCGGCGGGGUUCAGUGCGGAGGAGCUGCUGCACCUGGUCCGCACCGACGGCCGCGGCCUGGACCCAGACACCGACCCCGACCUGGCGGCGCGCGCGGUGGCGGCGCUGGCGGCCGCGGGCUUCCGCGGCCACGAGGUACAGCUGUUCCUGCAGCUGCGCGACCCCGCGCCCGCCAUGACGCCGGCGGAGGCGGGCGCGGCGCGCGGCGCGCUGCUGGCGGCGGGCUUCGAGGCGGAGGAGCUGGGGGAGCUGCUGCGCAGCGACGGGCUGGGGCUGAUGGUGGAGCCGGAGCCGGAGCCGGUGUUCAUGGCGCAGGUGGCGGUGGUGCUGGCCGGCGCCGGCUUCCCCACCUUCCACAUCUGCCAGUACCUGUCGCCCGAGCUGCCGGCCGUGCCGCUGGAGGUGGCGGCGGUGGGCAGGUACUGGGCCAUGGGCCGUGACGACGCCUUCAGCGGCACCUCGCGCGCGACCUCCCACGCCCACAGCCACGCGCCCUGGCUGGUGCAGAACGACGAGCACACCGGCUUCACGGACUCGGACUCGGACGACGACGAGGAGGAGGAGGAGGGCGAGGAGGAGGGGCCGGAGGGCAGCGAAGGGGAGGACGAGGACCGCGGAGAAGAAGCGGAGGAGGAGGGGAACGAGGAGGAGGAUGGGCUGCCGGUGCGCGAGGUGGACGAGAGCCUGCUGACAGGUCUGCCGCCGGCCGCCCUGCGCGCCACCGGCGACGGCACGUCUCCCGUUGGAACCGGCGACGGGGCCGGCGCCGCCAAGCCGCGCCCGCGUGUGAAGCUGAUGGAGCCCGGGGAGGACGGCGCGCCCGAGCCCGCGCCCGCCAAGCCGGCCGCGCUGCCCUCCGACGGCGCCUCUUCCCUGGCCGCGGCGCCGGCGCGCUCCGCGCUGCGCGUGGGCGCGGGCGCCGCCGCCAGCGUCAUCUCCCGCGGCGGCAUGAGCGCCAUGCUGCCGUGGGACAUGGAAGACGAGGACGAGGAGAGCCCGCUGGCGCGGCUGGCGCUACCGCCGCACACGCUGGCUGCCAUGCGCGCCGCCGUGGUGCGCCGCUGCAAGGGCCUCAGCGUCAAGCAGCUGCGGCAGGUGGCGGCGCACAUGGGCAUGCCGGCGGCGCAGGUGGCGGCGCUGGCGGCAGGCAACGACGCGCCGUCGGUGGCGGCGGCGGCGCCGCCGCCCGCCAAGCCCAAGGACACCACGCCGCCACUGCCGCCGCCGCCGUCGUUCCUGGGUGUACUGGCGGCAACGGCCGCCGCCACGGGGCCCGCUGUGGGUGGCACUGGCUCGGGUGCAGCCACUGUAACAGUCUCCGGCGCAGCCACGAAUACGGCCUCAGGAUCGGCGACCGGCACGCAGAACGGCGGCACUGCCGCCAGCGGCGCAGCCCCCGAUUUCUCCUUCGCGGCGCCCCUGGCCGCCGCCGCCGCCGUCGGCCCGGCCGCGCCGGCCGACGCCGCCAAGGCACAGGCCGCCGCCAACGCCGCCGCCACAGCCGCCGCCAACGCCGCCGCCGCUGCCAAGGGCAUUACAACCGCCACAACCGCUACAACCGCCGCCACUGCCACCGCCGCCGCAGAGGACAAGGACGAGGGCGCCGCCUCCAACUCCAUCGGCGACCGGUCCUGGCUCCCCUCAGACCCGCAGGUCGUGGCGCGGCUGUGCCAGGCUCUGUCGUACGAGGGAUUCACGCCGUACCAGAUCCGCUGCUUCUUCAUGCAGCCCGCAGUCACAGCGGCCAUGGAUGCCAUCAAGGCGGCGCGGGCGGCGGCGGCGGCGGCGGCGCCAGGCGGCGGCGCCGCCAGCGCAGCGAGCGGCUCGGCCAUGAACGUCAGCUUCAGCGGCUUCAGCGCAUUCACCGGGAUCACAGGCCUGGUGGCUCCGCUGGGUGACGCGGGCGACGACGAGGAGAGCCAGCUGGCGGCGCGCCUGGACCGUUUCGACCACAUCACGCCCAGCCUGUUGGUGCUCAUCAAGGCGCUGCUGCGGUCCUCCGGCUUCACGGACGAGCACCUGUCCAACCUGCUGAGCAGCGACGGCCGCCGUCUGGACCCCGACUGGGACAGCGAGAGCGCGGCCAUGAUGGUGGCAGCCAUGGCGGCGGCGGGCUGGCCCGCGCACCUCAUACGGCUCAUGCUGGCAUCGGGCCCGCCAGUGGGUGCGCUCACGCCCAACGAGCUGGGCGCCAUCAAUGAGGCGCUGCUGGACGGUGGCUUCAGUCGUCGGCAGCUGGCCCUGGUCCUCCGGCGCGACAACAGCGGCCCCGGCGCCGCCGUGGACGCCACCACUCUGGCGCAGAUGGCGACGGCCAUGGCGCAGGCAGGCUUCAGCAGCGGCCAGCUGUGCCAGUUCCUGGGGCCGCCGCCGGUCAGCAGCGCGGCCAACGCCACCGCAGAUGGCUCCGCGCCCAUGCCGCACCCGCUGCUGUCGCCGCUCAUCCAGGCGCUGUCCUCCGCCCCCACCGGCACCACCAACACGCCCACCUCCUCCGCCCCCAACACCCUCUCCCGCCUCGCCGCCUCCAACCUCUCGGCCCUCAACGCCGCAGCCCCCGGCACCUCCGCCGCACCCAGCGGCGCCCCCAGCGCCGCGCCCAGCGUCAGCGCUGCCACGCACGCGCGCAGCACCGGCGGCGCCGCGCCCGCCAUUAUGCUGCCGCCCAAGACGCCGCUGGCGGCGGGCCCGCCGCCGGCCGACGCGGCGGCGGCGGCCGCCGCCACCGCCAACACGGUGCCGCUGCCGGCCAUUGUGUCGUACACCAACUACAACGCGGCGGCGGGCGGGGAGACGCUCAGCUCCCGGAGUGUGAUGGACAUCCGAAACGUGGCUGCCAGCUGCGGCAUCGCCUCCGCCAAGCUGUUGGACAUGGUCCGGCCCGACGGCCGCGGCCUGCAGCCGCACGCCGACCCGCGCGUUGUGGAGCGCGUGGGUUUCCACAUGGCCACACACGGCUACACGCCGGCGCAGGUGCAGCGCUUCCUGAUGCCCCACGGCGGCUGCGACUACGGCCGCCUGGACGCCGCCACCUACAGCGCCAUACGUGGCGUGCUGGUGGCGGCGGGCUACAGGCAGGCCGACCUCAAGACACACCUGGCGGCGGCCGGCCAGGUCGCCGCCGCCGCCACGCCCGCCGCCACCCUGGCCGCCAUGGCCUACGCCCUCGCCGCCGCCGGCACCACCGCGGAUCAGAUCCGGCAGCUCAUGCGGCCCGCCGCCACGCCCGCCGUGGCCGCCGCCGCCGCGGCGGCGGAGAAGGCGGAGAAGGCCGGCGGCGUCAAGGCCGCGGAUGCGGCGGCGGCGGCCGCCGCCGCCGGGCGCGCUGCGGUUGCGGCGGUUGUGACUCCGGAGGUUGGCGAGGUGAUUCGCAACGCGUUGCUUGCGGCGGGCUACAGCAGCUCGCAGCUGUCGCGUGUGAUGCGGCACGACGGCACGGGCCUGCGUGCGGACGUGGGGCCGCUGCGGCUGGCGCAGGUGGUGGCGGCGCUGGCGUCAGUGGACCUGCCGCCGCAGACCAUUCGCAUGUUCAUUCGCCCUCUGGGUGGCGUGGCUCCCUCCCUGGCCGCUAACAUCAAGACGACUCUGGAGCGGGCACCGGGGCUGGGCGGCGGCAAGGUGGCGGCGGCGUUCGACGGCAACGAGCUCAAAGACGACGUCGACCCUCACACGCUUGCCGACAUCGCGACCGCGCUGGCCUCCGCCGGCUUCCCGGGCGAGGUCAUCCGCCGCCUCAUCGGCCACCCCUCCUCCUUCUCCUUCGCGCCGCCCGCGCCGCCCGACACCCGCACCUCCGCCGCCAACAGCCUUUCAGCCCAGCAGGAGGUGCAGCCGCCGGGCACCCCCACCGCCGCCGCGGCGGGCGCCGGCGGCUCGCCGCCCCGCAUGCGGCCUUCCGCCGCCGGCGUCAACCCGGCAGUGGCCGCCGCCGCCUCCGCCGCCGCCGCCGCCACGCGGCGCGACAUGGCCGGCGGCGGCGGCGGUCUGGCGGGCGGGCCCAGCAGCAAUCACGUGGUCGGGGCGCCGCCGCCACUGCACCCGGCCAAGCAGGCGGCCAUGCGGGAAGCACUGGCCAGCGUCCGCUCCGAGGCCAGUGGCCUGGGUGGCGGUGCCGCGGCCGCCAGCUCGCUCUUCAGCGGCGCCUCCUCGGCCUCUCUGGCCCUGACAGCCUCCGCGCAGCCCUCCAGCCUGGGCGUGGGCGGCGGCGGCGGCGCGGGAGGCGGCGUGGGGCCCGAGGCCAGCGCCGCCUCCGACGGCCUGAUGGACCCAGUCAGGGUGGCUCAGCUGCUGGCUGAGGCGUCGUACUCGCCGGAGGAUAUCCGGGCCUUCCUGGGGACGGAGUUCAAGCAGCUACAACCCCAGCAGCAACCCCAGCUACAACCCCAGCCCCAGCAGCAGCAGCAACAGCAGGGGUCGCAGCCAGCAGGCACCCGCGGCGCUGCCGGCACCGGUGUGGCCGCCAGCGGCGGCAGCGCCACCUCCGCCGCCGGCUCCUUCGCCGGCAUCAGCUUCAGCGGCGGCAUUCCCGGCGUGCCGGUUGUGCCGGGUGCCGCUGGCGCACCUGCGUCGGGUGCGGCAGCGCCCGUGCUUCCUCGUGGCAGCGGCAGCGGCAUGCUGGCGCCGCUGCCGGGCGGCGUGUCGCUGGGACCUCUGGCGCCGCUGAGGCAGAGCGACCCCGGGGUGCCGCGGGCGGUACGGGGCGACCGCAUCGCCUCCCGCCUGGCGGCCGUGGCCACCUCCACCUCCGCCUCGCUGGACGCCGGCGCCUCCGCCGCAGCCUACGAGGCAGCCAGUGGCGGCGGCGGCGGCGGGCUGCUUGGCGGCGGCGGCGGCGGCGGGCUGCUUGGCGGCGCCGCGCUGGGCCGCCUGCGUGGCGAUGUGCCGGACGCGGGCGGCGGCCGCGGCACACGCAGUGAGCAGUCCAGCCCCAUGCGACAGCACCCGGCGCUUUCCGCCGCAGCCGCACCCGCAGCUGCAGCCGGCGGACCGCGCACCUCCCUCAACGGCCUCGGCGGCGGCGCAGCCGCCUCCCGCGCCUCCGCCGCCGCCGCCGUCGCCGCCGCCGCCUCCUACUCCAACGCCGGCGUCGCCACCAGCCCAGCCCGCUUCCUACCUACGGACGCCGCCGCCGGCGCCUCCGCCCCCGCCGCCGCCGGCAACAGCCCUGCGCUUGCGGGCUGGCCGGACUUUGAGUUCCGGGGCUGGGCUCCGGCGGCGCCGCUGGCGGUGGCGGGCUGUGACGCCGUGCUGGGCUGGGCAAGCGGGUUGCGGCCGGCGGCGGGGCGGCCGGACGGGCUGCCGAAUGGGCUGGAGGCGCAGUUUGCUGCCUACCUGCACCGGCUGCUGUGGCACCUGGCGGGCGGCGACGCACUCAAAGCCGCCGCCACCGCCGCCGCCGCCGCCGUGGGUGCCGACCCUGUCGCCGCCGCCGCCGCCACCGCCGCCACCGCCGACGCCGCCACCGCGCCGCCGCCGCUGGUACGGCUGCUGGCCGCCCACCUCAGCCGCCUCCUGCGGCGGGCGCGCAGCACCGUGGUCCCGGCCGCCGCCGCCGCCAACGGCGCCACGGCUUCGCUGCCGCCUCCCGCCGUUGCGGCCUGGGCUGACGCCAGCGCCGGCGGCGGCGGCGGCGUGCUGGCGGCGGCGGGCGUGGUGAGCACGUGCCUGUCGGCUCUGUUGCACCGGCCCGCGGGCGCCGCCGCGGGUGCCGGCGGCGGCCUGGCAGCCGAGGACGUGGCUCCCAGCCUGCUUCGCUUCCUGGUGGUGGCGGCGGCGCGGCAGGGGCGGCUCAGCGAGGUCGGCGAAGGGCUGGGCGAGGUGGCGCCGCCGCUGCCCGCGCAGCAGACCUACUACAACCGCAGCAGCGUCAGCGGCACAGUCAUGGGCCUCGGUGGCGGCGCUGGCGGCGGCGCUGGCGGCGGCGGGGGUGCUGGUGGCGGCGCUGGAGGCGAGGGUGUGGGUACUGGUCUGGUUCAGCUGGUGGCGGAGCUAAGCACCAGCACCAGCAGCCCGGGGCAGCAGCAGGUGGGGCCGGCGCCGGCGUCGACGCGGCAGCGGCAGGCGCAGGGCGGCUCCAGUCCGAGCGAGCAGCUGCGGGCGCUGCCUGUGGGGUACGCACGUGCUUGGGGCGAGGCACCCCUGACACGCCGGCUGGGGCCACUGGUCUCGCCUGGAGGAGGAGGCGGCGGCACCGGCGGCGGCACCGGCGGCGGCGGCUUUGGCGGCGGUGGCGGCAGUGGCCCUUCCACACCGUACGGCGCCGCUGCCGCCGCCAUGAUGGCUGGCGGCGGGCGGUACGGCAGUGGCGGCGGCGGUAACGGUGGCGGCGGCGGCGGCAGUGGCACCGCCAGCCCGACCAGCCUGGUGUACCGGUCGCUGCCGCAGCGCCAGAACCCCACCUUUGCGGCGGCCAAGGCGGGCAGUCCGCGGGAGACGCUGCCGCCCUGGCCGCUGCAGAGGGCCUUCAUGCAUGACGAGGCAGGAGCCGGCGGCGGCGGCUCGCCGGCGGGCAGCGGCGGCGGCGCGGGGCCGGGGCCGGGGCCGGGCACGCCCUCCGCGCCCUCGUCUCCUGCUGGCCUCAAGCACGGCGUGGGCGCCAACGGCGCAGGCGGACUGGUGCUGCCGCCGGCGCUGCGGCCAGGCUCCCGCGCCAACUCCCGCCCCGCCUCGCCCUCGCGCCCCUCCGGCGGCGAGGACGGCGGCGCAGCAGACAGGCUGCCCGUGCUGACACGUGCCGGCAGCCUGGGGCGCCUGGUCUCCGCCGCCGCUGACGAGUCGCCGGCAGCACUGCUGCCGGCACUGCCCAUCACCAGUCCCUCGGGCGCCGCCGCAGCCGUCAUGCAGCAACACGGCCACCACCACGGACACCACCACCACCACCACCACCUCAGCCACCACCCGGGCUCGCCGUCGGGUCGGCCGCUGUCGGGCGGUGCCCACGGCGGCUCGGCCCUGCGGACCAGCUCCAGCCUACUGGACAACCUGGUGCCACAGCAGCAACAGCAGCAGCAGCAGCAGCAGCCGACGGUGGGUGGUGGUGCUGGGGCUGAUGGCGGCGGCGGCGGAGGCGGUGGUGCGGCGGCGGCGGAGGCGGCCGUGUGUCGGCUGCUGGCGGAGCUGCUGAGGUGGCUGGAGGCGCCGGUGGGCGUGUCUGACCGCGGCUUCCAGCAGUCGCAGUGGUCGGGUUGGCUGGCCGCGGAGAAGGUGCGGAUGAGCGCGCAGCUGGCCCGGUUGGGGGCAGGAGGUGGCGGCGGCGGCGCCACUGCUGGUGCUAGUGUGGGUGCGCCGCCGCGGCGCUCAUCGGCGCCGCUGGCACGCACCUCGGAGGCGGGAGGACCCGGCAAGGCGGGGCCGGCGGGCGAAGACGAGGCUGCCGGUGCGGGUUCGGGUUCGGGCUUCAUGAUCACGCAGCUAGAUGAGUUUUGAUGAUGGCGGUACAUGGUAGGGCAGAAGUGCGCUUGGCAAAAUAGGUGCUGCAAGGAUUGUGACGACGCAUGUGUGUGUCUGUGUGUGUAUGUGUGUGUGUGUGUGUGUGUGUGUGUGUGUGUGUAUGUGUGUGUGUGUGUGUGCAUGCGUGUGUAUGUGUGUGGUGUAUGGUUUGGGACUUGGGGCUGACGGGUAAGAGCUCAACUGCCCAAGACCGACUACGCGUGUGGUGGUGGAGUUCGUUGAUCCAUGGAGCCACCGUGUAGGCUAUGCGGGCGGUUGGCGGUAGGCCACCCGACAGUGCGUAUGCAGAGCAGGCCCUACCUGGGGUGGGUGUCUCGCACAAAGUGUGGCAAACUCGUAGACUCGGACGCUCGUCUGUUCAGGGUUUAGCUGCCGGCCUUGUUGGCCCCAAUGCAAGCAUCAAAUGAUGGCGUGGCGACGCGGAGCAACUUGAAGAGCUGUCCAGAGCAGGGUGUAUUGUGUCCGAGCCAAUGACACAAAUGCAUUAUGGCAGCUGAGGUUUUCAAGGUGCGCUGUGGGGCUGGGCACUCAGGGAUUGCGGCUUUACAGGGGAGUAGGGGAUCGACGUGCAGACGUGCUUGGAAAAACGCAACACAAGCGGGAUACCGGUACGUGACAAGGCUUGCCGGAGAAAGUGGGAAAC
Molecule: messenger RNA, 12061 nt
Organism: Chlamydomonas reinhardtii
Lineage: Eukaryota; Viridiplantae; Chlorophyta; Chlorophyceae; Chlamydomonadales; Chlamydomonadaceae
Exons: 38
Coding region: 355-11394 (3679 amino acids)
Source: RefSeq, a predicted model, not a curated record